AUGGCCGACGCGCUAGAACGCGACAUCAAGAAGGAAAAGGCCAACCAGACGCCCACGUCCGUGGCGCUGCGCGAGCCCGCGCUUCUGUUCAACUAUGUCGAGGACAAGACCAAGUCGCUAUACGACCAGCUCUCCGAGCACUUGAGCCAGCCGAGAUUCGACACCGUCAAGCUGGAGCUGCAGAGCGGGCUGGCCUCGCCGGACGCCAACACCAGCACGCUAGCGGCGCUGAAACUCCCCAGCGACUCCAGCUGCGCCAGCACCGGCUACCGGAAGAUGCCCGGGGACGCAGCCUAUCUAAUUGGCCACACCGAUGAUUAUCCGAUUUCCAAUUAG
Messenger RNA from Metschnikowia bicuspidata var. bicuspidata NRRL YB-4993, 336 nucleotides. RefSeq lists its product as uncharacterized. Gene Ontology annotation, biological process: regulation of pseudohyphal growth; sexual reproduction. NCBI's taxonomy places the organism in Eukaryota, Fungi, Ascomycota, Pichiomycetes, Serinales, Metschnikowiaceae. The coding region runs from base 1 to 336 and encodes 111 amino acids. The record is from RefSeq and is a predicted model, not a curated record. Gene Ontology annotation, cellular component: Ste12p-Dig1p-Dig2p complex; nucleus; Tec1p-Ste12p-Dig1p complex. Gene Ontology annotation, molecular function: DNA-binding transcription factor activity. The transcript has a single exon.